Messenger RNA from Cinara cedri, 2166 nucleotides. NCBI's taxonomy places the organism in Eukaryota, Metazoa, Arthropoda, Insecta, Hemiptera, Aphididae. The record is from the annotation of a GenBank genome assembly.
AUGGCUUCAAAUUUAAAUAUUUCUAUGGAUAAUUAUGAAAAAAGACAGAAAAAUAUUAAUAGUGUACUAAGUGAUUAUGUAAUAACUUCAACAAUCGGCUUAAAAUGCAAUAAAACUACGACUCAAAAAUUGCGAAUUAUGUACUUUACAGUAAUAGAUAAUAUGUUGAGUGAAAUGAAAAAAAGAUUUAACAACAAUUCAGAAUUUUUAAUUGCUAUUUCAGUAUUCAAUCCGAUAUUGACCAAAUUUUUAAUUGAUGAUUUUGUUUUAAAGUGUAUAAAUUAUUAUGGAGAUGAUAAUUAUUUCUCUGACCAAGUAAUAAGUCAAAGCAAAUUAGCAAAAAAUAUGUAAAGUAGUUGCAAAAAUAACAUAGAUUUUUACAACGAAAUAUGCAUUAUGGGGCAGUCAUUUGGAGAAAUUAAAAAAGUCAUUGAACGAGUGUUAGUUAUACCUGUAAGUUCAGCAUCGGCCGAAAGAAGUUUUUCAUCAAUGAAAAGGAUAAAAACUUAUUUACGAACAUCUAUGUCUAAUACACGUCUUCAUAAUUUAGCGUUAAUUUCUAUUGAGAGGGAGUUAAGACUUACAAUAGGACAAGACAGCUUACAUAACAUCAGUAAUAACAACGGAACCAGACUGGUAAAUUUCGCCUCUUCGAAAGACCUUAUAAUUAGUAGCACAUAUUUUCCCCGGAAAUGCAUACACAAACAUACAUGGAAGUCACCUGAUGGUAGGACGCAAAAUCAAAUGGACCACAUACUAAUAAGCAAAAGGCAUGGUAGCUGUAUUCAGAAGGUGAGAUCGUAUAGAGGAGCCGAUGCAGAUACCGACCACUACCUACUGUAUGCAAAGUUCACUCUAAAACUAUCAGUAAAAUGGAAAAUGACAUCAAAAAAAGCCACAGAAAGAUUCAAUGUACAAACAUUAGAAAAUAUCGAAAUAAGUAGAAAGUACGCCGAAAAUCUACGACAAAACCUAGAAAGGACUAAUAGUCACAUAGAAAAGACGAAUGACAGGAAGGUUUGUGUAAACAGUAGAUGGACACAAAUAAAACACGUAAUGACUUACAGCGCAAAUCAAAUUUUGGGAAUGGAGAAAAAGCAGCGGAAAAAAGACUGGUUCAAUGAUUUAUGUAGUGAUGCCAUAACCAAGAGAAAUGAAUUGAGAAAAAUAUUAUUGCAAAAUCCCUCACAGGAAAAUAUCGAUAUUUUCAAAGAACAAAGUAGGCAGACAAACAGAAUUUUAAAAAGAGAGAAACGGCUACAUCAAAAGAAAAAGAUAGAGGAGAUUGAAAGGAAUAGAUUCAAUGCGAGAAAGUUUUUCAAUGAAUGCGGAAGUAUCAAAGCUGGUUUCAAACCAAAGACAAGAAUACUUUCAGAUGCUGUCGGAAACCUAAUCACAGAAGAAAAGGAGGUAGUGAGCCAUUUCAAAGAAUACUUUUAUCAGCUUUUAAAUCAACCAGUAGUAGAGGAAACCAACGAAACUGUCUAUUACUAUACAGCAGAACCAAAGAUAGAAAAACCUAAACAAGAAGAAAUCGACAAUAUAAUUAAUAAGCUUAAGAUUAAUAAAGCACCUGGAGAAAACAAUAUAGUGGCGGAGUCACUGAUUAAAGGUGGGGCUGAAAUAAGAAGAGAAAUUAUGGAGUUGAUUUCAAUUAUAUGGGAUACAGAAACCCCUCCAGAGGACUGGAAUACUGCAAUAAUAUGUCCUAUAUUAAAAAAGGGGGGACCGAUCAAAACAAAGAACUACAGAGGUAUAUCUCUAUUGGACACGUGUUACAAAGUGUAUACGUCAUUAAUACUAGAAAGGAUUAACCCAUAUGUUGAAGAAAUAGUCGGGGAAUAUCAAAGUGGCUUUAGAAAAGGUAAAUCGUUAUAGGACAAUAUUUUUACUCUGAGACAGAUAAUGGCUAAGUUUUAUGAAUUUGAUAAAGAACUGCACCUUAUAUUCAUAGACUAUAAGCAAGCUUAUGAUAGCAUUGAUAGAGACAAACUAUGGAAAGCACUGGAAGUACUAGGCAUUCCUAAAAAAUACGUAAGUCUUAUAAAAGGAUGUAACAAUAGAACUGUUUGCAGAGUGCGUUUCCUGCAAGAAAUGUCUGAAACCUUUGAGGUGAAAUUGGGUCUUAGACAAGGUGAUGCUCUAUCACCAACCUUGUUUAAUUGA